Messenger RNA from Penicillium alfredii, 1824 nucleotides. RefSeq names its product putative ab-hydrolase associated lipase. The transcript is spliced from 2 exons. Gene Ontology annotation, biological process: lipid metabolic process. NCBI's taxonomy places the organism in Eukaryota, Fungi, Ascomycota, Eurotiomycetes, Eurotiales, Aspergillaceae. Bases 1 to 1824 code for a protein of 607 amino acids. The record is from RefSeq and is a predicted model, not a curated record.
AUGUCGGUGCAAACAUCAGUCACAACGGUGGACACACCCACCCCUCCCAUUCUCCGCAGUGGCUCCGCGUCAAACGAAAAAGACCUCGAUGAGCGCGCUCCACUACAGCAUGGACAAAAGGGAGAUGGUUUCUCUGAAAUACAGGAAGAGAAUGCCUCUCCAACUAUCGCCUACGACAACCAAACCCCACUCGUUGAAAAGCUACCGCAGGCGUCCGAUAUAGCGUUCACACCCGCCUUGGUCGAACACCCUCUGUUCCCUCCUCUCCCGUCAUAUGGACCCCCAUCAUUCCUCGCCAAGCUGCGAUACUACGGGUUUAUGGUCAUUUCGUUCUUUCUGUCGCUUGGCUUUCUAACAGUCAUCUUCAUCGGUGCAUUGAUCUCAACCGCUCGAACCGCAUUCUCCAAUGCCCGACUGCGCAUCAGUGGCCAUAACCCAGACUCGCAGAGGAUAUUCUUCGCAGAAGAACAGGCACGGAGAGUGGCGCGAGCCGAGGCCGAUCGCAGGUGGCAUAUUCUGCAACGAAAGAAGGAUGUCGAUGAAGAACAGGGCCCCGACGAAUGCCCUCCGCUGGAAGGAGGGAAAGAUCCAGUCGUUUGUGACGUCGCCUACUACGCCAGGCGCGUCGGGCUCGAUGUGGAGACAUUCCGUGUACAGACGGAAGAUGGCUUCAUCAUCACUUUGUGGCAUGUCUAUAACCCUCAGGAGUACACGCCGUUAUCACCCGAGGAAAGACGUGAGCGAGGGCCAGCGGUCUUUACGGCACCUAGGAAGGCGCGGAACCCUGAAUCCAAUCGUCGGUAUCCCAUUCUCUUGAUUCACGGCCUCCUUCAAAGUUCCGGUGCCUACUGUACCAACGACGAUGAUAGCUUUGCUUUCUACCUCUGCAAGUCAGGGUAUGAUGUGUGGUUGGGGAAUAACCGUUGCGGGCCUCAUCCGGAGCAUACCACAAUGUCGACGUCGGAUCCACGCAUGUGGUCAUGGGAUAUCCGACAGCUGGGGACCCUCGACCUCGCUGCUCUCACCUCGCGCGUGCUGUAUGAAACAGGGUUUGAGAAGCUCGGUCUUGUGUGCCACUCUCAAGGAACUACCGAGACAUUCGUGGGAUUGUCCAAAGAACAGCGACCUGAGCUAGGGGAUCACAUUUCAGUGUUUUGCGCACUAGCCCCUGCUGCGUACGCUGGUCCCCUUGUCAGCAAACCGUAUUUCCGCUUCAUGCGGAUACUGUCCCCUGAUGUCUUCCGACUCGUUUUUGGGAUUCAGUCCUUUAUCCCGUUCAUGAUCACCGUGCGGGGACUCCUCAACCCCAAAAUCUAUGGCACCUUCGCCUACUGGGUUUUUUCCUUCUUGUUCGGCUGGUCCGACGCCCGCUGGGAGCGCGAUCUCCGGCACCGCAUGUUCCAGUUCUCGCCGGUAUACGUUAGUGCCGAGUCGAUGCGUUGGUGGCUAGGGAGUGAAAGCUUCGCCCGCCACAAGUGCAUUCUAUCCACCCUCGACGAAACCCAGCGCGAGCGAUGCCUGUCUGGGUGCCCGCGGCACCCUUGGUUUGGCUCGCAGACACCCCCCUUUGCGUUGUGGGUUGCCGGCUCCGAUGCUUUGGUCGAUGGUCGUCGACUGCUCUCACGCUUUCAGAGUGGCCGAGAGCCGCAUGUGCGUGUGGUGCACUCGAAGGUCAUUGAGGAAUAUGAACAUCUCGAUGUUCUGUGGGCGAUGGAUGCCAUGGACCAAGUUGGCAAGGAAGUUCGCCAAGUCAUCUGGACUACUAUACCCGAGGAUGCGCGCAAAGUGUGUCGUGUUCCGCGGGGGGUUAUUGAGGGCGGGUAA